GCAUGUUCAUUAUCGUGUGUAUAUUCCUCCUGCGCGCCGCCCGCGCAUGUCACGGAGGAAUAAUUACCGAAAAACCAUGUCCGUGUAGACUUUAAUGCAUUUAAAAUUUUUUUCUAUGUCCAUCCGGAUGUACAUGCGCAUUUGCGUGCAAAAUUUGAUGAGAAUUGGUUGAGUGGUGCAAAAGAAAAACGCGGGCAAAAAAGUUACAAAGUCAAGUAUAAGAGAUUAAUGAUUUUCAAUAUUUUCUACACCAUGCAUAUGCACAUCAAGAUAAACGUUUAAAAAUUAAUUUAGAUUAAAAAAAAAUAAAUUUUCAUAAUAAUUCUGAAAUAUCGACGAACCUGCUGCUACCACAUAAUUGAUUUCUGCAUCACCAUGGAGUUAGAAAUAAAUACGUUACUCGCUACAUUCGAAGUAGAUUAAAAGUGAAAAUAAAACGUGUUUGAAACGUUAAACAAUGAAGACAGACGAAGCAGAUUCCUCGCAGAGGAUCCCCUCGAGGGGUCAAAGUACGAAAUUUGAGAGUCCAGCCUCGUCCAGAUUCAAACUUAGCGGCGCGGGAAGGCGCAAGAUUGCAGGAAAGAACCUAACCUCGGCUCUUUUACGAAAUCGACAAGCAUUUCGUAUCAUAGAAAAUGAUACCGACGUCACGCCAAAAUUAUUAACCCAUCCGACAUUCAGUUCUAUCGACGAACGUCAAAUGACCGCGUUUGAGGCAAUCGGAUUGUCUCAGACUAGCAGUGUCAGCGGAAGUCAAUUGCUGUCUUCUCCUUCCAUUAUGAGCGACUUCAAAAGUUCGAUGUCGAUUGCUAGGACAUCUUCCAUAGCACCUAGCGUAAUGCUAGAAGAUGAUGUACAGUUUGAAAGUUUAUUAUCCACUCAAACAGUAGAGUCAGGCGACCAAGACGAGGAUACAGCUCCUUCCCAGUUCAAUCUACCUAGUAUCGAUCCAAAUAUUUUUCCUACCCGACCAGAAACGGUGACGAUCAUUCUGAGGGAAACAGAAACAUUUUUCCUUUUCGAGAUGCAACCACGCACGGGUGAUUUACGCUCGCCAGAGGGUAUGGCGAUUAAGGUAGAAAACGAGAAUUACGAGUAUAAAACAGUUGGGCCUGGAUCGAACAGGAAAGUGGUAGACUCCGAAACUCAGACCAUACAGGUGCUCACACAAUCGCGAGGAACGUAUCUUGAUCGAAAGAAACGUAAAAAUCGAGGCGUGUUUGUGAACAAUUGGGUGAUGCAUGAUGUAUAUGCUACACCCGAAAUGAUGCUCAAAGAAGAUAACCUGCUCGUAGUGCACACGAAGGAGUCCAUGGAACAUUUGUUACAAGCAGAGGAGUUAAAGUCCAGAUUACCAAAGAUGAAGACAGAGUUAGGAACAAAGACCUCCGAGGACGAAUUGACGACCAUAUUUCGGCACCCUAAUUUUUGGAACGCAGUGCGUGUGAUAGAACGCAUAAUAGCGAGCAACAUCUUCAUCCAUGCUCAAAAACGUUUCACCGGAUUAAUCAAGCAAGAUCCCUGUAGUCUUGACUUGGAGUUCACCUACAGUUUGGAUCUUCUCUGGGCCAAUACCUGCGAAAUGAGCGAAGGAAGGCCAGUAUCUACUUUCCGCUGGAAUUACGUUAACCCAAGCAUUCUGGCAGUGGGAUACGGAGCAAAGGAAAAGUCCCAUACACAAAAUGGUGUUGUGUUACUCUGGAGCGCAAAGAAUCCCGAUAUCCCAGCUCGAACUUACAGUUUCAAUAGUCCAGUGGCCGACAUCGACUGGAGUCGGGAUAAACCGAAUCUGCUGGCUGUUGGUUUUUACAAUGGUGAGAUCAUAGUGAUCGACGUGAGCAGUGAGCAUAUCAAUAUAGUACGAAAAAGUCAUAGGGCCACGUCUCCUUCGAGCUCACCGCAAUGGCAGGUUCAGUGGUGGGCCGGCGACGAGCAGUUCGAGUACCAGGAGCAGAUCUAUACUUGCGAUCAAGAUGGCUGUGUAUAUUCGUAUCGUUACGUUCAAGACUUCACUUCUACGAAGAUCAUGAAGAUCUUCAGAAUAGAGGGCACGCUACCGGGCGUUAAUAGAACCACCCAUUGCAACGUUUACGACGUGUCAUUCAAUAGAAGUCCUGGGGCGUUGGUGCUUCGCAGGCACCCCACUUCAACCAUGCUCUACUUCGUCGCCUCGGACGAGGGCUGCAUUUACAAAUGUUCCACGAAUUACCUAUAUCAGCAUAUACAUAGCUUCCUGGCCCAUGACGGGCCAGUAUACUCGAUGAUGUUCUCUCCUUAUUGUCCGAAAAUAUUUUUAACGUGUGGCGCCGAUUGGUGCAUUCGUAUCUGGGCAGACGGACUCACGGAACCAUUAAUCACAAUGUCCACGACGAUGGCGUGCGUUCGAUACGCUGCAUGGUGCCCUACUCAUUCUACGAUCAUUGCCAGUAUUGUUAAUAAUGAGGUUUGCAUAUGGGAUAUUAGAAGGAAAACUUACGCUCCUGUGUCCAUCACGGUGUCACCUAACAGUGCCAGAUUCGUUAUGGCUGAUUUCACUGCGGAUGGUAAUCAGCUGGUCGUUGGGGACGUAGAAGGUGUCGUGUAUCUUUAUAGCUUAGAGGGUAUGCCGUUUCCACCGUAUAACCAAGAACAAGUACUGAUUGAUUCGAUCGAGAAAGUGAUGAUUACGAAGCCGAACCUUUUGAAAAAGUUGAAGAAGCUUGGACCACCGUUCUCUAAACACAAGAAGACUUGAAGUUGCCUUAUUUAGAGAUUGCUUUAUUUAAUGAAGUAUUUUAUCCUAGAGUAUUUGAGUUAUAUUAGUAAGUUUUUGAUAAAUAUAUAGGACCGGAAUGGAUCUCUUGCAUUACAAAUUAUACAUUCAAUUACUAAACUCGAGUUGAAUAGAGGAAGUCUAUUUUACUAAUAUAUAUUCGUACCGACAGAUGGCGCCAGCUACAUAGUUUUCAAAACAUGUACUAUGUACUUUAAA
Megachile rotundata (alfalfa leafcutting bee) is the source of this 2971-nucleotide messenger RNA. Its product is annotated as dynein axonemal intermediate chain 4. NCBI's taxonomy places the organism in Eukaryota, Metazoa, Arthropoda, Insecta, Hymenoptera, Megachilidae. The record is from RefSeq and is a predicted model, not a curated record. Gene Ontology annotation, cellular component: axonemal dynein complex. Gene Ontology annotation, biological process: cilium movement. Gene Ontology annotation, molecular function: dynein light chain binding; dynein heavy chain binding.